Messenger RNA from Effrenium voratum, 1230 nucleotides. The record is from the annotation of a GenBank genome assembly. NCBI's taxonomy places the organism in Eukaryota, Dinophyceae, Suessiales, Symbiodiniaceae.
AUGAGUGACCAGUAUGUUAUACGGCUGGACCAAGACCUGGGCGCUCAGCGAGACCUGGUGACCAAGACCAAGCACGAGCGCGAUGAGCACAGGCAAGAGUAUGCCUCUCUGAAGCAGCAGACCGGCAUCAUGAACUCUGAGCACCUUACCAAAGACUUCAAGGCGUUGCCGUCCCGCAAGUUGCCCAUGUCCAGUCUGCACGGCUUCUCUCACCCCAUGCUUUGCCAUGGCCUGCUCUCCGCACCGAAGCUCCCAGCGCCGCGAUGGGCCGCGCCCAUCGGCGGCCUCGGAUCCGCGGGAAAGCCGCGGCCGUGGGGCAGCAGCGUCGCCAGUGCCGCAGCGGCGGCCGUGGCGCUGCCACGGCUCAGAGCUCGUGCGCGCGCCUUGGCGAAGAGGAGCCUAAAGCCGAAGUGCCUGGACCCAGAUAUGACCUACGUCUGCAGCUGGCCCUCGGCAACGGACCAGGUCCAAGUCCUUUGGGACGACGUUUGGUGGAACUGCGAGGUGCUGGACAUUGGGCUCGACGGCUGCAGGGUGAAGUACCACGACGGCGGGGAUGUCGAAGCGCAUGUGGAUGUGAGCUCCCGCGUGCGAAAGCCGCGGCGUGCGCUGCUGGGCGAAGAUUCCGACGUCGAGGUGUGGUUGGACGACCUUUGGCGGCCUGGAAAAGUGCGGGCAGUGGAUCUCGAUGCGCAGUUGUGCAGCAUCGAGUAUGACGAUGGGGAGGUCCAAGAGGAGGUGCCGUGUGCUUUGGUACGGCGCCAAAGAACGGUGCACGAGGGCAGCUUCAUGGAAGCUUGGGAGGACGGCCGUUGGCGCGAGGGUGAGGUGGUUGAGAUUUGCGGAGGCUCGCGAUACAUGGUCCGAUUCCCGGAUGGGGAGAGAGAGGUGACGCGCUUGCGCGAGCCUGCCGUGCCACUGUACAUGCUCUACGUGGGGCAGGGCUAUCAAGGAGUCGUGACAAAGAUCACGGAGGAGGAGGUGCUGGUGGACAUCGGCGCUGAGGUUUGGGGCCGCAUCCCUGCGCGCCUCUUCGGGGACUCGGCCGCGUUGUUAGCGCGCGAGGAGGUGGAUCUGGGGAUGCAGCUGGAUGUGUGGAUUUCCGGCCUGGAUGCGGGGAAGCAGCGCCUGGAGCUCACGCGUUUCCUGGGUCGCGUAGACCUGGAUGCCGACGUGUCCCCGGGCUUGGCGCGGUUCCGGCGCUAUGUGCUGCGCACAGACCGGCCUUGA